AUGCCAACCAACCAGUCAACAUUUUAUUAUCAUAUGGCCCCUACUGGAUCCAAUGCUCAGCCCAACUAUCCGUCUUCAACUGCCGACCAUCCCAUUAUGAGUAUAGAGCCGUUGCUGAGCCGCGAUAUCUUAUCCAAUAUCCAUUUCAUCGUUCCAGUACUCCACAAGGUCAGCUUUUCGACGUCAAAGUUCGCAAAAUUCUUAACCUCUACUCGCCUUUUCGACAUCGUCACAUACAUCAAGGGCGGGUCCUUGAAUAUUCUCGGAGCUACAGCUCCUACCUACACAGAGUUUGAAGUGUCUCAGCAUGUUGUUUUGAAGAUUUGA
Molecule: messenger RNA, 327 nt
Organism: Fusarium venenatum
Lineage: Eukaryota; Fungi; Ascomycota; Sordariomycetes; Hypocreales; Nectriaceae
Source: RefSeq, a predicted model, not a curated record